GCUCCUCCCACCUCCCUUCCUCGUGGGCCCCACGCACUGUCCAUCUCCAUCUUCCUCACCUCGGCCACGGAGGCUCCGUCGCCGCCGCCGCCGCCGCGGCCCCGCAGCUAAGGCACGCCCCCCCUGGCGAUAGGGGAUCCAUCGCCGCCGGCCUCGUUGAGCACCUCGCCGGCAGUCAGGCCUUCUUCCACCGUCAGUCGCCACAUUGAAUUCUGCGCUCGUAGUCGUCGACGCCCACCUCCCCUCCGCCGCCGCCAGCAGGACGUGCUGCCGCCUGGAGCCCGCUCCGCCACCUUGAACCCGCGCUGCCUCCUGGUGCCCGCGCCGACUGGAGCUCGCGCUGCUGCCUGGAUGCUGGAGGCAAGAGAUACUGAUUACUGAACUUAGAGGCUGCUUCAUAGAGAAGAAUUGCUGCACCUGCAUGGUCUGCACUAGUCACCCACACAGUGAUCUACUUCGCUUCUGACCUGGCAUACCAUAGGUUCUAUUUGCAUCAGAGAUAAUAAACUGAUCCAAGGUGUUCAUAUACUUUUGAGAUGGUUUUGAAAAAGGCCUAGCCUUGUGUGGAUAACAUUUGGUGUGGAGGCUAUUGAUUCUUGGAACCAAUUCGGUAAUCAGUACGAUGGAGUGCAACAGAGAAGAGGCCUUGAAGGCCAGGGAAAUUGCUCUUAAGAAGUUGGAAAACAGAGACUUCGUUGGUGCUAAAAGAAUUGCUCUUAAAGCACAAAGAAUUUUUCCAGAGGUCGAGAACAUAUCCCAGGUGUUAACUGUCUGUGAAGUACAUUGUGCUGCAGAAUCAAAGAUAAAUGGAAUGUUGGACUUCUACGGAAUUCUCCAAGCGGAGGAGACAGCGGAUGAGAUGACCAUAAAAAAGAAAUAUCGUAAGCUUGUCCUCUCACUUCACCCUGAUAAAAACAGUUACGCUGGUGCAGAAUCUGCUUUCAAAUUAGUUGCAGAAGCAUACUCAACAUUAUCCGAUCGAGCAAAACGAUAUGCAUAUGAUAUCAAAUGGAGGGUUAGCUCUAGAAUUGCACCAAAGCGGGCUACAAAACCAACUCAGGCUGCAGAACCAACAAAGGGUACACAACCAAAACAGGCUGCAGAACCAACAAAGGGUACACAACCAAAACAGGCUGCAAAACCAAAGCAGGCUGCAAAACCAAAGCAGGCUACACAACCAAAGCAGGCUACGCAGCCAAUGCAGGCUACAGAAUCAAAGCAGACCAGUCAAUCAAAGCAGGCUACAGAACCAAUGAAGACUACAGAGCCGAUUAAGAAAAAUGAUGCAAAUAGAAGUAGCGUGGCAGGAUAUGGACAAUCAGAUCCAUCAUCUACUGAUGCGUGGACAUUCUGGACCAUAUGCAUCCACUGUAAAAUAAAGUAUAAGUACUACCAUGACAUCCUGAAUCGUCAGAUCCGCUGUCAGAACUGCAGGGAAACUUUUGUUGCAUAUAAGAUAAAUACACAGGAUGUGCCUUCUGUGUUAUCAUCAAAAGCAGCCAAUGGUGCUGGACAACAGGGCAGUGUUCCCACUCAACAAGGCUGUUCUAGAAUAUUCUCUUCUCCUAGAGAGAACAAGCACGUGAGGCCUGGGAUGAAUGGAGCACAACAUGAUGAACAAAUGAAGAGGGGUGCAAAACCAGGUGGUGAGGGGAUGGUUAAUCAUACAGAAACAUACAGAAAAGUGGGAGUUGAAUUUUCCUCUAGGAAUCCGACUAAAGCUUCUGCACCUCAUGCAAAUGAUAAAGCAGAUGGAAGGAUGACAUCUGACAUUGCCAAACCAGAUGUUGGUGACAGGCAAAACCUAGGUACUGGGAUGGAUACAUCAGCAGAGCCAGGUGCUGCAGGAAUCCCUAGUCCACGAAGAUCUUCUAGGAAAAAGGCAUCUGCUGAUGCCAACGACAUCCUGAAUUCUCCAAGGAAAAAGAGACGGACACUGAAAGAUUGGUUCUCAAAUGUGGAUUCCAGUUCAAAUAAAAUGUUUGAUGAUAAUGUUGCCCAUGCUGAGGGACAUGCUAGUGAACCUCGUGUCUCCAGCAAAACAAACAACCAAGAGAAAGAAAGUACCAGCAAUGAAGGCAAUCAAAGAAACAAUAAAGAAGAAUUUACUCAUGAUACAACUGCUGAGAAGCCUUGCAAUGCUGGGAACUUUUCGUACCCUGACCCAGAAUUUUUUGACUUUGAUAAGUGCAGGGAUGUCAAUCUGUUUGCAGUUGAUCAGAUAUGGGCACUUUAUGAUGACCUUGAUGGCAUGCCAAGAUAUUAUGCUAGAAUAAGACGUGUUGAUACUACCAACCUCAUAGUUCAGUUCACUUGGCUGGAGCAUGAUGCAGCGAACGAGGAAGAUGACAAAUGGACUGAUAAUGGACUGCCUGUGGCUUGUGGGAAUUUUUCCUUAGGAAAAACAGAGGUUUCACAAGAUCCCCUCAUGUUUUCUCACAUUGUUUCAUGGGCGAAAGGCAGAAAAAGGGGUUCUUAUGGAAUAUAUCCCAUUAAGGGUGAGAUCUGGGCUCUUUAUAAGGGCUGGAGUAUGCGGUGGAUCUCAGAGGCAGAUAAUCAUAGAUCCUAUGAAUACAAAGUCGUGGAGGUCCUUUCGAACUUCACAAUGGAAGCUGGUAUCACUGUUAUCCCCUUGGUCAAGGUUGAAGGUUUUGUGAGUCUGUUUGCAAAAGUAAAGGACAAAUCAUCAUUUAUUAUACCAUCAAGUGAACUACUUCGAUUCUCCCACAGUAUCCCAUUCUUCAGAACAAAGGGAAAUGAGAGGGUUGGUGUUCCAUGUGGAUUUCUUGAACUAGAUACCGCAUCACUUCCUAGUAACCUGGAUGUAGCAUUUCCAUCAGUUACUCUUGAUUCUUGCGUGCCUAUCAACAAGACAGUGAACAGCGGGUAUGUUGAUUUGACUGGCAAUAGUACACCUGGUCCUGGAAAUGAACAAAGUGCUCAAAUGGAAAAUCAGCGGAAUCGAGGAAAGCAGAAAAAUCAUUCCCUUGAAACUCCAACUCAGCAGCAUAGUGCGUGUUGUGCUAGUGUGUCUAGUUAUACCUCUAAGGAAGUCUGUUCCUCCCCCAGUUUUACAUAUCCAGACACGGUAUUCUAUAACUUUGAAGAAGGCCGAUCAUAUAAUAAGUUUGAACGAGGCCAGAUAUGGGCUCUUUACAGUGAUUUUGAUAAACUUCCCAAAUACUACGGUUGGGUUACCAAAGUUGAUAUAGAUCCAUUCCGAGUGCAUUUGACUUGGCUAGAAGCUUGCCCUCAAUUUGAGCAGAAGAUGUGGUUAGAGCAGGAGGUACCUGUGAGCUGUGGGACAUUUAAAAUCCAUAACUGGAGGAUUAAAUACGACACAAAUGAUGCAUUCUCUCAUGUAGUAGAAACAACCCAAGUUGGUUUGAAACGACACUUCGAAAUUUACCCACAAGUAGGGGAGAUUUGGGCCAUCUACAACAACUGGUCACCAGACUGGGUUCCUUCCGGCAAGGAUGCUUGUGAAUAUGCCAUUGGUGAGAUUACUGAGCGCACUGAAGCUAGCACGAAACUUUUAUUUCUCACUCAAGUAGAUGGUUACAGAACUGUGUUCAGGCCAGACAAUGAAAAGAGUAUUCUGGAGGUACCUAAAAAAGACUAUUUACGGUUUUCUCACCAGAUACCUUCUUUCCGUCUGACCAACGAAAAAGGUGGCAAGCUCCGUGGCUUCUGUGAGCUGGAUCCAGCUUCUAUUCCUGAUCCUUUCUUGACUGGGGGCACCAACUGACUUGCAGAGGUUGAAGUCGACUAUUCAAGAAACUAAGACUACAUUACUUCCCAUUACUUUUAAGUGUUGAUCUAUUUAACUAUGUGCUCUUCUGGACGUUCAUACGCCAUGCAACUGCGGUUUAAGAACCUCGCUAUAUAUUCCAGUUCAUGGGCUUCGCAGCACUCUUUAUUUUGUACUGAGCGUAAAUUUGUAUCUAAUGUUGGUAUUUGGU
Phragmites australis (common reed) is the source of this 3962-nucleotide messenger RNA. RefSeq lists its product as uncharacterized. The record is from RefSeq and is a predicted model, not a curated record. Bases 623 to 3748 code for a protein of 1041 amino acids. NCBI's taxonomy places the organism in Eukaryota, Viridiplantae, Streptophyta, Magnoliopsida, Poales, Poaceae. The transcript is spliced from 5 exons.